AUGCUAAGAGGAACUAGUCGCUGCUUCAAACAGCAUAGCGUGCUGCAAAGAGCCGUCCUGCGUAUGCAGGCAGGAGGGCUCUCCAGAGGUGUCCCCAGCGGUGCCCCCAGAGGACUCGCCAGAGGACUCGCCAGCAACAGCGGAAACGGCGGAAACGACAACUUUCUGUCAACCACCAAUGCCACAUACAUCGACGAAAUGUUCCAGGCGUGGAAACAGGACCCCAGCUCCGUGCACGUGUCGUGGAACGCAUACUUCAAAAACAUGGGCAAUACGCAGAUCCCAGCGUCGUCCGCGUUCGUGGCACCCCCAACGCUCGUGUCCCACCACACCGGUGGCCACAUCCCACACGACAUGGCCAUGGGCGUCGCAGGCUCACCCUCCAGCUCCAUGGACCAAGGCAUCAUGACCCAUUUGAAGGUGCAGCUGCUGUGUCGUGCGUACCAGGUGCGUGGCCACCAAAAGGCCCACAUCGACCCACUCCAGAUUUCAUUCGGUGACGACAAGUCCAAACCACUCCCCAAGGAACUCACGCUAGACCACUACGGCUUCACCGAGCGCGACUUGGACAGCGAGAUCACGUUGGGUCCCGGCAUUUUGCCACGUUUCGCGCGCGAGGGUCGCAAAACCAUGACUUUGCGUGACAUCAUAAACGCGCUGGAAAAACUGUACUGCUCCUCGUACGGUAUCGAAUACAUCCACAUCCCAUCUAGAAACCAGUGUGACUGGCUCAGAGAACGUAUCGAAAUCCCACAGCCGUUCCGCUACAGUAUCGAUGAGAAAAGACAGAUUUUGGAUAGACUCACAUGGGCUACCUCGUUCGAGACCUUUUUGUCCACCAAAUUCCCCAACGACAAACGUUUCGGUCUUGAAGGCUUGGAAGGUAUCGUUCCCGGUAUCAAGACUUUGAUCGACAAGUCUGUCGAACUGGGCGUCGAAGACGUGGUUCUCGGUAUGGCGCACCGUGGUAGACUGAACGUGCUAUCUAACGUGGUGCGUAAACCCAACGAAUCCAUCUUUUCCGAAUUCCAAGGUUCUGCUGCCCCAGAAGAAUACGAGGGCUCCGGUGAUGUCAAGUACCACUUGGGUAUGAACUACCAAAGACCAACCACUUCCGGCAAAUACGUCAAUUUGUCACUGGUUGCAAACCCUUCGCAUUUGGAGGCUCAAGACCCAGUUGUUCUUGGUAGAACCAGAGCUAUUCAAUUUGCCAAAAACGAUUUGGGCAAUUAUCAAAAAGCCAUGGGUGUUUUGCUGCAUGGUGACGCCGCCUUCGCUGCUCAAGGUGUCAUUUAUGAAACUAUGGGGUUCAGUCACCUGCCAGAGUAUUCUACAGGUGGUACCAUUCACAUUAUCACCAAUAACCAAAUUGGUUUCACAACUGACCCUAGAUUUGCUAGAUCUACACCUUACCCAUCCGAUAUUGCUAAAGCCAUCGAUGCUCCAAUUUUCCACGUCAACGCCAACGAUGUCGAAGCUUUGACUUUCAUCUUUAACCUAGCAGCCGAGUGGAGAGCCACUUUCCACACCGACGCUAUCAUCGACGUUGUGGGUUGGAGAAAGCACGGCCAUAAUGAGACUGACCAGCCUUCCUUCACGCAACCUCUCAUGUACCAAAAAAUCGCUAAACAAAAAUCAGUUAUCGAUGUGUACACUGAGAAACUGAUUUCCGAAGGCUCUUUCACCAAGCAAGACAUCGACGAGCACAAACGUUGGGUUUGGGGUCUUUUCGAAGAAGCAUUCGAUAAAUCGAAAGAGUACAAGCCAACCUCAAGAGAAUGGCUCACGGCUGAUUGGGCCAACUUCAAGUCUCCUAAAGAAUUGGCGUUGGAAAUUUUGCCACACGAGUCCACCUCCGUGGAAGAAUCGAAGCUAAAGAGCAUUGGUAAGAUUAUUUCGUCCUGGCCGGAAAACUUUGAAGUUCACAGAAACUUGAAGAGAAUCUUGAACAACAGAGGUAAGUCUGUCGAAACCGGUGAAGGUAUCGACUGGUCUACUGGUGAAGCACUUGCCCUCGGUUCGUUGGCUAUGGAAGGUUAUCACGUUAGAGUUUCCGGUGAAGAUGUUGAGAGAGGUACCUUUUCGCAACGUCACGCUGUUCUACACGAUCAAAAGUCGGAAAGAACUUACACUCCUCUGCAGCACCUAUCCGACAAACAAGCCAAUUUCACCAUCUGUAACUCGUCUUUGUCUGAAUACGGAUGUAUGGGCUUCGAAUACGGUUACUCUUUGACAUCUCCAGAUUUUCUCGUGAUGUGGGAAGCUCAGUUUGGUGAUUUUGCUAAUACAGCUCAAGUUAUCAUCGACCAGUUUUUGGCUGGUGGUGAGGCCAAGUGGAAGCAACGUUCCGGUUUGAUUUUGUCGCUGCCUCACGGUUACGACGGUCAAGGACCAGAACACUCCUCUGGUAGAUUGGAAAGAUUUUUGCAAAUGGCCAACGAGGAUCCCAGAUAUUUCCCAUCUGAAGAAAAGCUACAGAGACAACAUCAAGACUGCAACUAUCAAGUGGUUUACCCAACAACGCCAGCGAAUCUAUUCCACAUUUUGAGAAGACAGCAACAUCGUCAAUUCCGCAAGCCUCUAAUAUUGUUUUUCUCCAAACAGCUACUACGUCAUCCUUUGGCUAGAUCGAGCCUAUCUGAGUUCACAGAGGGCAAAUUCCAGUGGAUCAUUGAAGAUGUCAACCAUGGCAAGACGAUUGGCUCCAAGGAAGAAACCAAGCGUUUGGUGAUCUGCACGGGUCAAGUGUACACCGCGCUGCACAAGAAACGUGAGUCUUUGGAAGACAAGAACACUGCGUUCCUCAAGAUUGAACAGAUGCAUCCAUUCCCAUUUGCUCAGCUACGUGACUCGUUGAACUCGUACCCUAACUUAGAAGACAUUGUUUUCUGCCAAGAAGAACCUCUCAACAUGGGUUCGUGGACCUAUGCCGGGCCCAGAUUCGACACUGUGCUAAAGGAAACCGACAAGUACAAGGAUGCGGAGGUCAGAUUCGCGGGUAGAAACCCAAGUGGGCCUGUUGCUGCCGGAUCCAAAAGCUUGCACACUGCCGAGGAACAAGCGUUUUUGGCGGAUGUUUUUGGCCAGUGA
Molecule: messenger RNA, 3090 nt
Organism: Lachancea meyersii CBS 8951
Lineage: Eukaryota; Fungi; Ascomycota; Saccharomycetes; Saccharomycetales; Saccharomycetaceae
Source: the annotation of a GenBank genome assembly